GCGGUUGGGGCUGCUGCGCGCGCGCCGGUGAGCCGCCGGCCAACGGUCGUUCCCCGCCCUCAGUUCUUCAGAGCGCUGAAAAAUGUCAGGGUUUCUUGAGAGCUUGAGGUGCUCAGAGUGUGUUGACUGGGGAGAGAAACGAAACACGAUCGCUUCUGUUGCUGCAGGAGUGCUGUUUUUUACGGGUUGGUGGAUAAUCAUAGAUGCAGCUGUAAAAUACCCUAAAGUGGAAGACUUCAACCAUUCAUACCAUGCUUGUGGGGUUAUAGCCACUAUUGCAUUCCUCAUGAUCAAUGCGGUGUCUAAUGGACAAGUGCGGGGAGACAGUUACAGUGAAGGCUGUCUAGGACAAACAGGUGCUCGGAUCUGGCUGUUCAUUGGUUUUAUGAUGGCUUUUGGAUCUCUGAUUGCUUCCAUGUGGAUCCUUUUUGGAGGCUACGUUGUUAAAGAAAAACCAGUAGUAUACCCAGGAAUAGCUGUGUUUUUCCAGAAUGCGUUCAUCUUUUUUGGAGGACUGGUCUUCAAAUUUGGUCGCACGGAAGAUUUGUGGCAAUGAACACGCCUGUGGAAGUGCAUUGGCCAUGCUGGUUUUUUAACUGCACAAUCCUAAAAUUUUGUAAAAUCAUUUUGUAAACAGUGAUCUUCAAUUGUGUCUAAAGAUAAAACAAGGAAAACUUAAAUCAUAGCACUAAAAAUGCUGGUUCUGUUCUGUUUAAUUUUUUUACUCUUGUAUGUUGAUUUAAAUGUUGUCAUGGUUUUGACAAAUGUAAAAUUGCUACAAGUAACAACAGCAGUCACUUUUAUGAUACCAUGUUUGCUGCAAGUAAAUAGUAUAGUGGAAAAUGGAUGUAUUUAACCAGCUGUUUCUAUGACGUUAUUUACAAUCCAAGACUUACUAAAAAUGCUUUAAAACAACUUUUUAACAUGUAUUUAUUAAAUAUUUCCUAUAUCUGGACAAUAUAACCAUUUCUUCAAUUUCAAAA
This is a messenger RNA of Gymnogyps californianus (California condor), 983 nucleotides long. RefSeq names its product transmembrane protein 50A (gene TMEM50A). Gene Ontology annotation, biological process: late endosome to vacuole transport via multivesicular body sorting pathway; protein targeting to vacuole. The record is from RefSeq and is a predicted model, not a curated record. Lineage: Eukaryota; Metazoa; Chordata; Aves; Accipitriformes; Cathartidae. The transcript has 7 exons. Bases 83 to 556 code for a protein of 157 amino acids.